Messenger RNA from Knipowitschia caucasica, 2034 nucleotides. Lineage: Eukaryota; Metazoa; Chordata; Actinopteri; Gobiiformes; Gobiidae. The record is from the annotation of a GenBank genome assembly.
AUGAACGAUUGUCCCCGGACGAAAAACAGGAAGAUGGGUUCUGAAGUCAAGGACGAGGGGACAUUGGAAGCCGUUAAAUCAGUCACCCUUACCCAAGACAGUGAUGGGAGCAUUAUUCUACACUGUUCUCCCAAUGAUGAAGAUUCAGAGCCUCUUCAGAAAAAACUUUGCCUCGCCACUGAACAAGAUGAUGCUCAAAAUUUCUCUGUAGUUUCUUUACCAACAGUGUCAGAGGACAGUGAUAGUUUUGAAGUGACAAUGGAAGCAACCUCAGAGGCAGAUGUGUCUGAUGAUGGUGUCGCUCACGUCCAGAUCUUGCAUGCAGAUGAAAACUCUGUACAGGGGUCUGAUAUUUCACCUGUCAGUCAGGCUUGGUUUACCACCAAAGAAGAUAAAGACUCAUUAUCUAAUAAAGGUCACAAGUGGAAGCAGGGCAUGUGGUCCAAAGAGGAGAUUGACAUUCUGAUGAGUAACAUUGAACGUUAUGUGAAGAACCGGGGGAUUGAAAGUGCAGCUGAUAUCAUCUUUAAUAUGUCUAAAGAAGAAAGAAAAGACUUUUAUCGCUCUGUGGCGUGGGGUCUAAAGCGACCAUUGUUUGCGGUGUACAGACGGGUUUUACGGAUGUAUGACAACCGCAAUCACGUUGGGAAGUUAGUACCUUCAACCAUUAAAUAUAAGCCUGAAGAAAUUGAGAAGCUUAAAACGCUUAAACAGAAGCAUGGAAAUGACUGGGCCACAAUUGGUGCUGCCUUGGGUCGCAGUGCCUCUUCAGUGAAAGACCGCUGUAGAUUGAUGAAGGACACCUGCAACACAGGUAAAUGGACAGAAGAAGAGGAAAGACGUCUUGCAGAGGUUGUGUACGACAUGGCAGGCGUGACACCGGGCUCUGCGGUCACUGGAGGAGUCUCUUGGGCAAUCGUUGCCGAAAAAGUCCGAACACGCUCAGAGAAACAGUGUCGGUCAAAGUGGUUAAACUAUUUGAACUGGAAACACAGCGGAGGGACAGAGUGGACGAAAGAAGACGACCAAAACCUAAUACAAAGAAUAUCAGAAUUGGAAGUAGAGGACGAAAAUGAGAUAAAGUGGGAAGACCUGGCUGGAGGGUGGAGUAGUGUCCGGUCGCCUCAGUGGCUCCGAUCCAAGUGGUGGAGCAUAAAGAGACAAGUCACGAAUCACAAGGACAUCCCCUUCAGUGUUCUUCUCAAAGGUCUUCAGGAGCUGACCGCAUCUUCACACAGCACGUCUGGUUCUGCGAGUCCUUCGUCGUCAUCAUCAUCGCUGCAGAUCCGACUUGCUCGAGUGGAGGAGAGCAACAACAGUUCUUCGCCAAACUCUGUGGCUGCCCUUCAGAUUCCUGUGCAAAUACCUCUGCAGAUUACACACCUUGCCUCUGAUUCUUCAGCAGCCACAUCUGACACUGGAACCAUCACCUUGAACACAGGAGCACUGCAAACAUUUGAGAUUUUACCAUCUUUCCAACUACAGCCAACAGGCACACCUGGGACUUACUACCUCCAGACCACAUCCAAUCAGGGACUUCCACUCAGCCUGGCCACCAAUCAGAGCCUUCCUCUUAGUUUAACCAAUAACAGCACAGUAACGUUGACCAGCUCCUCGUCCCCUUCUCACGAACACAUUAUCCUCCACAGCCUCUCGACGGACGCACUUUGCUCAAGUGACGGAGUUAUUAUUCACACAGUCACUUCUGACCAAGCCUCCUUGGACACGGUCAGCCAAUCACAGCUGGUUGUGGAGGCAGAAGACAGUAGGCAGGACCAUCUCGAUACCUCUAGUCUACUAAACUCUGCUCAAAGCGUAUCCACAGAAAGCCAGGAAGCAUCCAGGGAGGUCACUCACUCACCUGAAGAGCGGGAACAGUUCCACACAGAUAGUUUUGGUGAAAAGAAGGUAGACCAGACAUCGGUGGAGAAUUCAGAGAUAAUAUCUGGCAACACAGUCCUCAUAGUGUCUCCUCAUAACAUCAGCAGUACAUUAACAGAUCCAAUCCUGGAAAACCAAGAAGGCUCAGACUGA